AACCGGCCAGUGCACUCGUGGAGUCGUGCGUGAGAGUGUCUCUCUCUCUUUCUCUCUCUCUCUCUCUCGAUUAAAAUACAGCAUAAAACCUUGGAUCUAGUGCACAUCGAGGAGCGAUCAAAAAACUGUAAUGAAUUGUCUCAAUGUUUUUUUGUUUCUCCGUUAAGUGAUAUGACUCGGGAAAACGUGUAAACAGUCGUGUUUUGAUGGGUUUUCAAUAAGUGAAGUGGAGUGAAAAAAAUCUAACCGCAUGUUUCGUGAACACGUGGGCAAUUAUAUCAGGAGUGAUUGGGAAUAGUGAUAAAACGUGAACUAUCGGAGAUUAAAUUGCGUUGGAAAACGUGGAAUUCACGGCAAGGUUAAUGAUAACCAAUGCAUUCUGAAUGAAACAAGCAAUGUUAACGAGGUAGCCUUGAGGUGAAAUGUCCCGAAGCCUGCCAGAUAGAGUGGCAGGGGUGUAUUAUGCCCAUGGCCUCUUCUGCUCGUCACAUCCAAUUGCAGUUCUUUCACUGGCAAUUACAAUCGUUAUACUAUGUUGUUAUCCACUUGUAAAUCUUCCUAUGCCUGGGAAUGCCCCAAGGACAGUGAUAAAUCAAACAAUUUUUCUUUGCAAUGGUACUGAGACUUCGUCACUUUAUGUUCAGCAAGUUGUUCUGAGAACUGGAGUUGUACCAUGGACCAACGAUCUUGCCUUGUCCGAUGCCUUUCGAGGACCUCUCUACGAGGUCUUCAAUCUUUUGGAGAUUAUACAGAAUUAUCAGGAUCAAGAGACGUUAAAAACUCUCGGCCAAGUAUGUUUACACAUAGAGGCGGUAAAAAAACGCAGUGCAAAUGCAAAACAGCCGGAGAUACUUCCUGAGUACAACUGUUUAAUUCUGUCACCGGCAAAUCUCUGGCAACAGAGCAUCGAGUUAUUCAAUCAGGACAAUGACGUAAUUGGCACGAUAUUCUCAUACCAAAAUCUUCAGAAGGGGAAAAUAAGCCUUGCUGAGAUGCUAUUCGGUAUGAAUCUCAAGGAAACCGGUGUCAAACGGUAUCCAGUGCGUGUGAGACAGAGAAUACUCCAAUACGCAGUUACCAUAUUCCUCAAGGAGUACGAUCCUAGAUUCAUCGAAGGAUUAAAAACCAGGUUGACAACCUACUACUCCCUCCACCAGCCCCAGAAAACUGAGAGCCCCCAGCAGUCCGACGAGACCCUGCACAUCUUCUACCCAGGUGAAUUCAACUACAACGACUUCUUUCCCCUGAUGAUGACGUUCUUCGCCCUCUUCGUGUACGUCUACUUCUCAGUGAGAAAGAUCGAACUGGUGAAAUCGAAGAUCGGGGUUGCCUUCAGUGCCACUGUCACCGUGAUAUCAUCCCUAUCGAUGACAGUUGGUGUCUGUUUCUUCUUCGGACUGACCCUGAGCCUGAGUGGCAAGGAGAUCUUCCCCUAUUUGGUGGUGAUAGUGGGUCUCGAGAAUGUUCUAGUUCUCACAAAGAGUGUGGUGAGCACCCCAGCCCACCUGGACGUGAAAAUCCGAGUGGCCCAGGGUCUCUCCAAGGAGGGCUGGUCCAUAACGAAGAAUCUCCUCACAGAAGUGACGAUUUUAACAAUAGGACUGUUCACCUUUGUCCCAGCAAUCCAGGAGUUCUGUAUUUUUGCUAUUGUCGGUCUUCUGAAUGACUUCUUCCUCCAAAUGGUCUUCUUCUCAACGAUCCUGGCCAUGGACAUUCGAAGAAUGGAGCUGUCCAGUGAAAAUUCACGAUUUCAAUUCACUCAUAUUGCUGCAACGAGAAAGCAGUUCACAACGACUGUGCCGAACAAAAAACCCAAUUUCUUCAGGUCAAAGUCUCAUCCCAGGCUCAAUGGGAUGACGGGACCGACUAAUGUCAUUGCUCCAACUAGUCAGAAUACUCAGACUUUGGUGAAGAUACCGAAGAGGCUGAGGCUCGUCCAUUUCUGGGCGAGAACUAGGAUCUUUCAGAGGGCCUUCAUGGUGUGGAUGGUCGUGUGGAUCAGCAUGAUUAUUUAUAACUCGGGGAUCAUCGAACAUUUGAUUCAUCUCAGUGACACCUUGAAACCUGAUAGCGAGAUUGAGAGCUAUACGGUUGAUAGACCGCAGACUUUGAAGAGUUAUGUCGAGUUUAAGACGCUGAAACCAGUUGUUGUUACUACUUCUACGAGUGCGCCUAGUAUUGUUGAUGAGCUCCCCAAUCCAAAUAAUAUUACCGAAGAGCUGAAGAAACUCCGUCCAGUAGACUUUCCACCAUGGAAUCGCCUUUCUUUAUACCACUGGUCUUCUAUCCUCAUGAUGUACAAUAUCUCAACAGCCGGUGAACAAAUAACAAUUCUCCCAACUAUAAAAAUAUCCCACCCAGUGAAUCCCCAAUUAUCACGACAAAUCAGCAAUCCAAAUGAUGUGCAGCAUUUUCAAUGGCAGAGCUUGGCAACAGCUGCCCUUGAUCCCCUGGACUUUUCAGAUAUCGAAGUCCCGACCAGAUCCGAAGGCCGUGGUUUCAACACAGACACCCCCUUCGUCCCCUCGAGCCCCAUGGAGAUCUUCCUGGCAGCCCUCCUCUGCCUAAUAAGCGUGAUAGUAGUCGCCUACACAAUGGUGGUUCUCUACCGCUGCAUCUGCACGCGAAACUACGCAGAAUGGCGAGCAAGCUGGCACCAGCAAGAGAAAUCCCAAGACUCCUCCACAGAGCUAGUCCUCGAGGCCCUCCCCAUAGUCCUCGAGGGUCACUCCCAGGAGGUCGAGUGCAUUGCCACAGACGGCGACACAAUAGCCAGCACGUGCCUAGCUGGUCACAUAAAAAUCUGGGACAUCACCACUGGCGACAUGCUCGCCCACAUCGACCGAAAGAAGUUCUUCAACUCUAGCCAAAGGGACUUGAUCAACCCGACUCCUGAUAACGAGGAAUUAAUGUCGGAUUACGAGAGUGGAUCGCCCCCCUCACGAGGAGAAAUGGAUAGCACCUCUUUCGGACUUUACUCGUCACCCGGGGGACGACAGAAGUACUCGCCAGGGGGAACACUCCACAGGAGCUCUCAGGGGAGGAAGAGACACUCGAUGAACUCGUUGGACUACGACUACCAGAUCAACGAUUACUCCAGUGACAAGAGGAAGAUCUUCACGAGGAACAUCAACUCCUUUGAAUUUCCCGAUCUCAGGCCCUCGAUCAACACAAAAUUCUCAGCCAUGAGGUUUCAACCGAGGCAACAGUGCUAUGAGAAUGGCUUCGAUUUUGGUAAUGAUUAUAAACGAUUGUUCGAACAGUUCAGGAGUUCCAUUGAUGAUGUGGACAAGUGUGAGGGAAGUGAAGUGAUGAAUAAUUGUGGGAGACUUGGGAAAUUUGAGUUGAAUGACAGUGCAACGUCCCUGAGCACUGAUAGAACAGUGCAGAGUGUGCAAAAUGUUGCGCCAAUUUGGUGCAUUGAUUAUCAGGAGAAUAUUCUUGUAGUGGGGUGUGCCAAUGGGGUGCUGGAGUUUUGGGAGGGAAACACUGGGCGGUUCAAGUGUUUCUUCGAUGAUGGGAGUGGGUUGGGGAUAUCUUCGGUGAAGAUGGUGGGGUGCAGGGUCGUGGCAGCUAAGUUGAAUGGGUCGGUGGACUUUUUGGAAUUGGAGAGGUACAGUGAGGGGCAUCAGAUUGAUUGGGGCUUCACGUCUGGGAGGAGGACGCAUGUGAGGACUGGGAGUGCUGGGUCACCCAUGGAUAUUGGGGGUUCUCCACAUGUAGAGGAGGAUCUGAGGUGCCUCAAGAAGGGCUCGCACAGGGCGCAUCAACAGGCUAUCACGGUUCUUGAUAGCGAGGGGGGACGAGUGCUUACGGGGAGUCAGGAUCACACACUCAAGGUUUUUAGGCUGGAAGAUCAACAGCCACUUUAUACUCUUCAUGGACACUGUGGUCCCAUUUCCUGUCUAUUUAUCGACAGAAUGAGUCCCAUGACUUCUGGCAGUGGUUCCCAGGAUGGACUUCUCUGUGUCUGGGAUUUAUUGACAGGGACGUGCAUGUACAGCAUACAUGCACACGAUGGAGCUGUGGCGGCAAUAACGUGCUCAGCUUCGUACGUGAUAAGCAUUGGUACAGACGAGCGUCUCUGCGUUUGGGAACGAUUUCAGGGUCAUCUACUUCACGCCCUACCGGCUCACAGGGCAGCCUAUAGUCUUCAAUUAGUCAUGCUGACACAUCAGUUACUCAUAACUAGUAAUCAGGGUUCUCUCGUCGUUUGGGACGUGAGAACGGGCGAACCAAUGAGAGAAGUACGACUAGAUCACAAAGACAGUUGUGUUUACGUUAAACAAAUGAUUGCACUUAGGGACAGCGUCGUUUGCGACUUUGGUCGACAGCUGCGUAUAGUCAGAUUUCCCUUAGUCUCUGAUAAGUUGGACUGAACAAUUUUUAUCUAUAUAUUUUAUUAAAAGAAAGUAAGAAACUACUGUACAUAGAUCAUCCUCAGUGCCCGAAUGACUCAUUAUAAAUUUUUUAAUACAAGCAUUGCUUUGACCCUCUCCUCACCUCUCCUCACCCCAAAUAUAUACACGAAGAAAAAAUAAUCAACUAAAAAUUGUGAGCAAAAUUGCUGAAAGGUACCAAAAAUAUUGAUUAGUUAUUGCUUCUCAAUGGAAGCGUUUUAAUCGUUGAUUUGAUGAUCUUGACGAUGUCGUAAACUCCAAGAUAUCACUUUUUUUGAAACUGUGUGAAUUUCAGCGCAAAAAUCAAUUUCUCAAAAAUCUUUUUUCUUCAUCAUCUCAAAGACUAGAUGACUGAAUUAAAUUUUUUUACGUUAAAUAUUCUUUGCAAUAAUAUCUAUCAAAUGAAGUCACAAUAUCUCUACGUGACCAGGGAAAGCUUGAUAAUAAUUGGCGUUUUUCAUUUUUUAGAUAAAAUCGAUGAAUACACGUUAACUCCCGAAAAAAAUGAGAUAGGAAGUUGAAAUUUUGUGAGAUUAUAGCUCUUAUGGUAUUAUAGGAUGGACUUGCGAAAUCGGACAAGUAGUUUAGCAGAUAUUCAACUUUUUAUGCAACUGUUUUGCUCCAUAUCUUCGAAAUCACUGGUCCGUUUUCAUUUUUCUUAUAUUCGCCUUGUUUUCACAGUUGUCCAUCAAAACUUCAAAUUUUACUGUCCAUUUGACGAAAAAUACAAUUAUAAAGGGGAUAACUUAUCGUUUGCCUCGCAUUUUUCUCUUUAUUUUCAAAUAAAAGUUACCUAGUUUCUACAGUAAUUUUUCGCGUUUUUUUCUUCGUGUGCUUCUUUACUUUCCUCUCUUAAAUCAUCAUUAUUACUAAUUGUCAUUGAGCGUGCGAUUGUGAGCUGAAGAAUGUGAUUACGGAAUAUAUGUUGAUGAAAAUUUAGGUAAUUUUAGGCGAACGGCUGUGCAAAAUAAUGUUGAUAGUUUCAUCAAUGCUUGAAGCCAGAUGUAUAUCAUCCAUUUGUUUUUAAUUCAAUUCUCAAUUGAUGUUGUUGAAUUUAAUGAGGGGAAUGAUAUUAUUGUUCAGGUCCUUGCAGUGAUUUUUUUCAUUGGAGCGCAUGUUGAAAUAUGAAAAGUGAAUGAAAAUGUGUGCUUUUUUUCAUCCUUUAAACUGGCAAAGAAUCUGAAUGUUUUGUUUUUUAUUCACAUUUCAUACCAACAAUAAAAAAAAUACCAUGUUAAUUUCAAUUAUGGGAUUAGCUCAGAAGACAGGUGCCUUACAGCUAAUGUCAGGAGAAUUUUUUGAAAAUCUGAUAAACUGUAGAAAAUAUUUCUAAUUUUUCCUUUUGAAUCCACUAGUUUCUGGGAUAAUUCCAUGAUUAAAAGCAUGAGAAAUGUUCACUCGUUAAUUUUUGUCUCGUCAAUGCAAAAUUAUUUUUUUUUUCAAGUUAUAACUGAUAUAUCAUAAAUAUUUGGUAAUGAAGGCUUCGUUGGGUGAUUAUCAAGAAAAAUAUAUUUGUAUACUGCAUAUUGAUAAUAUACGAGUGAACUUUCGUGAAAUUAUGAGAAAUCGCCCAUUUUUAAUGUGUCGCUGACUGAAGGCAGAUGAAUCGUAGGGGAAUUUACGGAACAAAACAUAUUUUUAGACCCAUCAUCAAUAGUGAACUGUAGCUAUUGAUAACUUCAGGUAUCUUAUUUUAUUGAUUAUGGAAUUAUCUCAGGAAUGAGAGAUUUUGAGGCGAAAUAUCAGAACAGUGUUUUAAUCAGAUGUUUUUUGAUAUUUUCCUCCAAAGUGACUUACUCGUGCGAUAAUUCCAUAGUAAACAAAAAUUUCAUGUGGAAGAGUUCAUGUUCAACUAGUAGAAAAUGGAAGAAAAUACACCUGGCAUCGCUUAAUUUAUAAUUUUGCAUUUUUAAUAUUUGAGAGUGCCUUUAUAAAGUCCGUCGCGUUUUUUUUUAUUAUCAUUUCUUGAAUUUAAUAGUUGAAUGGGGAAUGGCGAGAAUUACACUUCACUCUCAAGUUAUUCUUGCGAAAUGUCUGGGGGUCAAUGAGACGAUGAGAUUUGUACCAGGACUUUUUUGUAGCAUUCAAUGACUACAAGAGAUUUCUUGAUAGAGAGUCGUCGAUGUCCCUUGAAUUCCAGAAUAUUAUUCACCAACUUCUCUGACGUGUGUAAUGUCGACUUUAAGAUCAAUGUUUAUGAAUCUUCAAGAUAUACAUUAAUAAUUGUUAAAUCACUUUUUGCAAAGAUAAUCAGGAGUUUAUGAGAACAGAAAUUUCUAUCUCGAUUGGAUUCAAAAAUAUUCAUCAAGAAUUGUUGUGAACGUGUGACAGUUUGAUUUCAUGAUCUCUUCUUGACAAAUAUUUUCAAAUCCUAUUCCCCUUCACUAAUUCACUGAAUCAAACAAAAGGAAAUAAUUUGUAGAUAUAUAGUCCACGAACAAUUUCAUCGUCAGACGAUGCGUCUGAAUUAUUUUUCAUACUUGAUAAUAAAUAAAAAGCGAUUAAACAUUGCGAAUGAUGACGAGCAUGAUUGAAGAUUUUAUAUGAAUUUAAACAAAACCUAAAAUGAUAUUUUGAUAAGGAUUAGUUUAAGAGUGUCACGGGGUUCUGUAAUUAGUCUUAACGUAAUGAUUAAGGUAUUGAGAAUAAAUUGUACACUGCAUCAUGAAUGGAAAUAUAUUUUUAAGCGUGUGGCAGCUGAUAAUCGAUGGGAGUAAGAGUUAUCUGAAAAUCCUUGAUGUCGUGGCUGCAGAUAUGACAAAAAUCAUUCUGAUUUUAGACUGAGUGUAGAUUCAAAGAUGAGGAAGAGAUAAUGGAGGAAGGAACGAAUUGAUAAUUGUCAUCGAUCACUAUGUCAUCGAUACGAGAACAUUUUUUUACUGAGAAAUGAAUGUAUUUCGUAGAAUUAAUAUUUUCAUCGACCAAAGUGAAUGUUGAACGAACGUACUUGAGAAAUUAUUUGAUUAUUCAUGUUUUUAGGUUUUAAUGUUAAUCGAUUUGUCUAGGAGGACAGUCGGAGUCGACCCGCGUGAAUUUUUCUAUUUAUUAAUUUAAUAAUAAAUUUAGAUUAUUGAUCAGUGA
This is a messenger RNA of Diachasma alloeum, 7481 nucleotides long. RefSeq names its product sterol regulatory element-binding protein cleavage-activating protein (gene SCAP). Gene Ontology annotation, cellular component: Golgi membrane; endoplasmic reticulum membrane. The record is from RefSeq and is a predicted model, not a curated record. Lineage: Eukaryota; Metazoa; Arthropoda; Insecta; Hymenoptera; Braconidae. Gene Ontology annotation, molecular function: sterol binding; protein binding. The transcript is spliced from 10 exons. The coding region runs from base 423 to 4379 and encodes 1318 amino acids. Gene Ontology annotation, biological process: SREBP signaling pathway.